Toxotes jaculatrix (banded archerfish) is the source of this 4915-nucleotide messenger RNA. It is a transcript of the gene cyp7a1, whose product is annotated as cytochrome P450 7A1. The coding region runs from base 276 to 1817 and encodes 513 amino acids. Gene Ontology annotation, biological process: cholesterol homeostasis; cellular response to glucose stimulus; bile acid biosynthetic process. The record is from RefSeq and is a predicted model, not a curated record. NCBI's taxonomy places the organism in Eukaryota, Metazoa, Chordata, Actinopteri, Toxotidae. Gene Ontology annotation, molecular function: heme binding; cholesterol 7-alpha-monooxygenase activity; iron ion binding. The transcript is spliced from 8 exons.
CACUGCUUACUGACACACACACACACAGAUUGCUUCCAAAUAUCUGCAGUGACAGGAGGUGUCACUUUUCAUUCAUUGUCUCUGGGUUGGAAAACUCCAGGAAACUGGGGAGGCAUCUUUAAAACAUAUCCUCCUGAGGACUGUUGACUUUAAUGAAGCAAGCAACAGCAACAGUUAGUCACAGUUCCUGUCAGUGUAAUCUGUGUGAGCAUUAGUAGCUGUUACAGAACCUCCUGCUGUGUUUGGAUCUUCCACUCAUCAUCAUCACCAUCACCAUGAUAAUAAGCAUCGCUCUGAUCUGGGCUGUAGUGGUGGGAUUGUGCUGCCUUCUGUGGCUCGCCGUGGGGACACGACACAGGCAACCCGGUGAGCCUGCAGUUGAAAAUGGCUUCAUCCCGUACCUAGGCUGUGCUUUGCAGUUCGGGGCCAACCCUCUCCAGUUCCUCCGCAGCCGCCAGAAAAAGUACGGCCAUAUUUUCACCUGCAAGAUCGCUGGCCAGUACAUUCAUUUCCUGUGCGACCCCUUCUCUUACCACUCAGUCAUCAGACAGGGGAGGCACCUGGAUUGGAGGAAGUUCCACUUUGCCACAUCUGUCAAGGCGUUUGGCCACGACAGCUUCGACCCUCGCCAUGGCCACACCACAGAGAACCUCCACCAAACCUUUCUGAAGACCCUGCAGGGUGAGGCUCUACCGUCCCUGAUAGAGACUAUGAUGGGCCACCUCCAGGACGUCAUGCUGCGGUCGGACACGCUCAGCCCCAGCAAGGAACGCUGGGAGGUGGAUGGCAUCUUUGCUUUCUGCUACAAGGUGAUGUUUGAGUCUGGCUACCUGACGCUGUUUGGUAAAGAGCUCGGUGAAGAUAAGUGUCAGGCGAGGCAGGCAGCCCAGAAAGCCUUGGUGCUCAAUGCUUUGGAGAACUUCAAAGAGUUUGACAAGAUCUUCCCAGCGUUGGUGGCUGGUCUGCCCAUCCAUGUCUUCAAGAGUGCCUACAGUGCCAGAGAGAACCUAGCAAAGACCAUGCAUGCUGAAAACUUAUCCAAGAGGGAGAACGUGUCUGAUCUGAUCUCUAUGAGGAUGAUCCUGAAUGAUUCCUUAUCUACCUUCAAUGACGUGAGCAAGGCAAGAACUCACGUCGCUCUGCUUUGGGCUUCGCAGGCAAACACCCUGCCUGCUACCUUCUGGAGUCUCUUCUAUAUGAUUAGGAGUCCAGAUGCUAUGAAAGCAGCUCGUGAGGAAGUGCAGAAAGUUCUGGAGGACUCAGGUCUGGUAGUUGACCCCAGCGACCCCACACUGAACCUUACCAGGGACCAGCUGGACAACAUGCCUGUUUUGGACAGCAUCAUAAAAGAGGCCAUGCGUCUUUCCAGUGCCUCCAUGAAUGUGCGUGUUGCCAAGGAAGACUUCCUGCUUCACCUUGACAACCAAGAAGCUUACCGUAUAAGGAAGGAUGAUGUUAUUGCCCUAUAUCCACCCAUGCUGCAUUACGAUCCAGAAAUCUUUGAGGAUCCCUAUGAGUAUAAGUAUGACCGUUUUCUGGAUGAGAAGGGUCAGGAGAAAACAAAUUUCUACUGCAACGGACGCCGGCUGCGUUAUUUCUACAUGCCCUUCGGCUCCGGUGUUACCAAAUGCCCUGGCAGAUUCUUUGCUGUGUAUGAGAUCAAGCAGUUCCUUUCUCUGGUGCUGUCCUACUUUGACAUGGAACUAUUGGACCCUGCUAUUAAAGUCCCACCUCUUGACCAGUCUCGUGCGGGCCUGGGAAUCCUCCAGCCUACCUAUGACGUGGACUUCAGGUACAAGCUGAAAUCGAACCACUGAGUUCUGUCUUUGUCAGGCAAAGUGACUGAAGUACAUAUUGUAUAUAGUAAAUAUUUAACAGUGUUAAUGAAGAUCCCUCGUGGCAUAUGUAUAUAGAUUGAAUUACACAUUUUUGUUGCUUUAAUUUGCUGCUGAAGAACAUGUAUUCUGCACAUUCAGACCUUCAGUGUAUCAGGUAGUGCCGUGCCCAACACUGUCUCUGUUGGACCAGGCCUUCAGAGUUUCAGAAAGACAGACCUGGAGCCAUAUGUUUUUGCAUAUGUAGGUAAUUUAGUAAAAAAUCUUGUAGAGUUACAGUACUGCCAACUUAUUUUCAAAGUAAGAGGCAGAGUUUUUCUACUUGUAGACCAAAAUCAAUCUGCAAUUAUCAAUAAAUGAGUAUUAUACAAUGAGAACAAUAAAACAAUAAAACAAUAAAAAUAAAAAUAAAAAAACAGUGUGACUGACAGUCCGACAGGAUAUCACCUUAUCAUGUUUUUAAUUCAAUUACCUGUCGCAAUAAGAGGAAAGUCUAAAUCCUCUUUCAAAGCCUUUUACCUUUUGCCAAGAGUAGUUUUUUUAGAAUGUCAGCCUAAAUAUGGAAUAUUCUUGGGAAAAAAUCAUCAGUAAAGCAAAGCAUACAUGACUUAAAGUAAAUGGGCCAAACAUGCAAAGACAUCGGUGUGCUCCUUUAAGUUCUUGGGCCACUGUAAUUUCACAGAUAGAUACUAAACACAAAAAUCAAGUGUUUGGUACUUUCAUGUCAGCUGUGAGGUGAAAUUUCAGAGGGCAGCAUGAUCAAACUCUUUUUUUUUUCUUUUUUAUCAAUGAAUGCAUUUCUGCAAUCAGUACGAUUUACUGACUUCACCUUCACCUUGUAGUAGAAGAUAGCCCAUCGACCUUGGAGCUUGCUCUCUCUCUGGCAGUCUCACUGUCAGACACGGGAGUCACUGAGGACGUGUUUGAUAGUUGGCCUCUCAGUAUCAUUAUCGCAAGAUGUGCUGCUUAAGAAUAACAUUAACUGCAGUUUAUUUAAUGAGCAUAGAGUACAUGCAUACUGACAUUUCAGUUCAGCAGGCUGUGCACAGAGGUGUGAGCUUAUGAGGAAAUAGGGUUAAUUCAGGUGCAUCAAAAAAAUGAAGGAAUGCUAAUUUGCACGAGUCAGGAGGACAUUUAUGACGCACAACUGGUUGAACAUCUUCUCCGAAGGAGGUGUUUUUAAGUGCUGACCCAACAGGUAUGUCCACUUUUCAAACAGCACUCUUGAUUUUUUUUUAAACAUGAUAAUUAUACAGAUAAUUAAAUACUGACAGCAUAUAGACGCAGACAACAGUGUGUAUUUGCAUUUGUCAGGUUCAGCCAUAGUCCGCCUGCAGUGAGAGGGAAGGUAAUCCAAUUAUUGAUGUUAUUGUUGUCACAUGGGAAAACUCCACAUUAAUAUUUAUAUGCGUUUGCCUUCCAACUUACAUGUUUACAUGCUCUGUGAGUAACUGUGAUGAACCUGGAAGUGAAGUCAGAGCACCAUUGUAACCAUGUACAGCGACCCACGUGUGUGUGUGUGUGUGUGUGUGUGUGUGUGUGUGUGUGUGUGUGUGUGUGUGUAUUGACAUGUAGAUGCUGAACAAACAGAUAAUAAAUCAAUAUAUUUGUACACCUGUCUGUGUGCCAUGUUCUGAUCUCACAGAACAGAAACCUUUUCUCUUCCAAGAACCUCAACACAUAUAUGUGUAUAUGUGUAUAUAUGUGUAUAUGUGUAUAUAUAUGUAUAUGUGUAUAUAUAUGUAUAUACCUGACAUGGUCUGUCGUAGUCCAUCCACCUCAAGGUUGAACAUGUUGUUCAUUUUGAGACGCUGUUCAACAAUCGCACCACGGUCAUAGUCACAGAGAUCACAUUUUUGCCCCAUGAUGUGAAAACUCAUACAACUAAUUCAAAGCUAAACUAAACUAAACUGUCUUGAAUUUAUUCUUAGAAGAGGAUAGUGUAGGUGCAAACCUUAACUCAGUUGGUAAGGCUGGAUGCGGGGGGAUGAGGGGCAUUACACUUUUUCUGCAUCACACAAAAGGUUUGAGAAUUGGUUAAACUAGCCAAAUAUAUGCAAAUGAUGUUUGUUUGUCUUGGAGGCUGAAAAUCCUGCCUGGGCUGCACGCUCCAAGAGCACUUGCUGCGUGCCCUGUUCACACCCUGUUCAUAAUGGAUUGUGCAAUGAUGCAGUACACACUGAUGGGUGUAGUCACCGGUAGAACAGGAAGGGGAGCACAUAUGACCUGAUGUCAUGAUUCACUGUGGCUUUGCUUUUCCACAAACUGACAAAAAAGCAUAUACCUCUGUAAAAGACGUUCAAAAAAAUGCAGAAAAAUGCAAAUAGAAAGUGAAAAUAGUAUAAUGAAUGAAAAUAUCAUGAUACCAUCUCGAGGAUAUACAUUGACUCUAAUCGUUCUGUGCAUGUUGUCUUCAUUUUCAGCUUUCAAGCCUAAAGUCUAUUUACUGACACUAACCAACUGUGAUUAUUUUCAAGUUGUGUUACAUGGAUCUUGUCCUGUAAAAGAAACACUAGAAACUCAGCUGCAUUGCAGACUGUUACUUGUGUUUUACUGUGUUGUUUGAUAACCACAUUGACCCCUGGGGUCAUAUUCAGGCCAGUGUAGAGGUUAAACACAAUAAUGUUUACAUCUUUCCACAUUUGUGAACACACUACUCAUGAGGAGCAUGACCAUGAGAUGUAGUUGAAAGCUACAAUGUAAAAACAAUCUGACAGUGUGAAAUGGGUCAUUUGUAGUGAUGAAUCCACAGACAUUCAUCGCCUGUAUCUCCAGCUCCCCUCGGCUUUACAGAGCUCUCCAGCGUGCACUACCUGCUCUGCACCAAACAGCAGACAGACACACAGCGGAGCGUUUAACAGCUAAAGACUCAGAUAUUUCCCACAGGAUUUAACAGAGACCAAAAAUAGAGAUGAAGGGGAGAAAAUAUUGCACUGUGUUUGUGUCUUCUCCAGGUAGACAGAACACUGUAAAACAACUGUAUGCUAACAGCUUAAACAGCGAUACUAUAGGUUAGAGUGUAUUCAUAGAUUAUUGUUUAUGCUGCCCCCCAAAAAAUCAGCCGCUGCAGGUUUAAUGAA